UGCUUACAGCCAUGUACCAAUGGUGCGCUCCAAUUUACUCAGAAAAUGAUAGAAGAUCAAGAAAUACUUGUCUCAUCUUUGAGCCAACAAGGAAUUUCGGAACCAUUAAUACGUCGUCACUUUGAACGAUUGCUUGAGGAGCAAAGUAAACAACUGCUCAUGUUGAACGAAAACAGACUGGUGGAGCAAAAAAAAUCGAAAAUAGAUUUAUUUAAAUUUAAAAAACAAAAUCAAAAGAGAAAUAAUUACGAAACGCAAGAAAAAUCGUAUAGCGUAAAUUACAACUCGGCUCAAGCCAUCGACAAACCUAACUGUGCAUGCGCCUCUAAAAUUACUGUUAACGCUGCACAAAGCAAUCAGGAACAACAACAAUGCGUAAGGAAUAAUGAAGAGGAAAGUAAAAUGAUUUUCGAUUCGCAGGAAAACAAUCGUCCGCAUAAGGUGGAGCCAUCAAGCCUAAUGAAAAUUCGUUUACAAAGAGAAGUUGUCAAUACGCAAAGAAGAAACAAUGGACUACAAAACGAUACAGUGGCUCUUGAAAUAAUUCAAAAUUGUAAGAACGAUAAGGACAAGCACGUACCGGUAAAUCAUUCAAAUGAUUCGGUAUAUGUGCGAUUGAAUGGCACGCAAGAUAAAUUAGCAUUAGAAAAUUAUCAAUCAAUUUACGCUACGGAAACCCUUAAAAAGCAAGAAAAACGAACGCCAUAUAAUGGAUUGGAAAAUAUAAGAAAUUCAGAUAAUCCGCAAUUAGCGCCAAAGUCUCUUAAAUGUCGUGCUCAACAGCUCCUGAACGAACAAACCGGAGUUUCGUAUCCCCCACAAAAAUCAUAUCCCCAUUACUCUACUCCAGUUACGAAUUCCAGUAAUGAUAAUGGAAAAUACUCGGAGCAAUAUAGCAAUGACGCUGAUUCACAAUCUCAAUAUGAGAAUGAAGCACAAUUGCAGCCUCCGAAUGAUGUUUGCCACAAUGAAUGUAAUUCUCCUCAUUGUACCAAUCAAAGCAACUUAACAUAUUGGCCAGAAUUUCAGGAACCAAAGAUUAUUGGUGGCUUAACGUACUUUGCUAGAAAACCACAAUCGAUACCAAAUCAAAAAAAUCUGAAUGUUGAAAAUCACAAAUGUUCUAGUAGUGAGAAAUUUUAUGUAUCUUAAAUUGUUUGUACAAAAUUGCUUGUGAUUGUGACAAACGUUCGUUAACAUUAAAUAAAUUAUUCGUCAUUA
Molecule: messenger RNA, 1221 nt
Organism: Ceratosolen solmsi marchali
Lineage: Eukaryota; Metazoa; Arthropoda; Insecta; Hymenoptera; Agaonidae
Exons: 1
Coding region: 46-1152 (368 amino acids)
Source: RefSeq, a predicted model, not a curated record